Vitis riparia (riverbank grape) is the source of this 2391-nucleotide messenger RNA. RefSeq lists its product as uncharacterized. The transcript has 2 exons. The record is from RefSeq and is a predicted model, not a curated record. Bases 98 to 2263 code for a protein of 721 amino acids. NCBI's taxonomy places the organism in Eukaryota, Viridiplantae, Streptophyta, Magnoliopsida, Vitales, Vitaceae.
GUCAAAGCAGGGAAGUUUGGCAGUUGGUGUUUCUUUAUAGCAGAAGCUGCAAGUGUUGAAUUCCAAUCCCCAGAUCUUAGAUACACUCAGAGAAACCAUGCCAAUUACAGGUAUUGGCAGCUUGAUCUUCAUGAAUAAAAGAAGAUCAGUAAUGAAAAUAUUGCCCCAAAGCGUGACAAAACUUUGGAAUGAAUGGGAAGUCCGGGUAUUGGUUUUAAUUAGCCUCUUCUUACAGAUUGUGCUCAUACUGUUAGGCAAUCGGAGGAAGUAUAUACCUUCAAAGUGGAUCAGAGUCAUCCUUUGGCUUACUUACUUAGCUGCAGAUUGGAUUGCAGCAGUUUGUAUUGGCGUCCUCUCCAACAGCCAAGGAGAUUCUGAAGACGACUCAUUGCAACAAACCAAUAUCAUAAGGGCAUUUUGGGCACCGUUUCUACUGCUUCACCUUGGCGGCCCGGACACCAUUACAGCCUACUCAAUGGAAGAUAAUGAAUUAUGGUUAAGACACUUGCUGGGGCUAGUCGUCCAGUUUGGAGGGGCAUUUUAUGUCUUUCUUAGGUCUUGGGAGGGCAUGCCCCUUAAUAUUCUGGCCAUCCCAAUGUUCGUGGCUGGACUCAUCAAGUAUGGGGAGAGGACCUGGGCUCUAAGGUCUGCAAGCAGCAGUCAGUUUAGGGAGGCCAUGCUCCCUCGUCCUGACCCUGGGCCUAAUUAUGCCAAAAUCCUCGGCGAGUUUACUCUGCAAAAGUCCCAGGGAUUUAAUGUUUCAUUCGAACCAGUGGCUGAGCCUUCUACCAAAGUGAAUUGCUUGGAUCCAGAUGAAGAAAUUCUCCAAGUUGGUUAUGCCUUGUUCAUGACUUUCAAGCGAUUAUUUGCAGAUCUCAUUCUCACUUUCCAAGAUCGCAAGGACAGCCAAUCGUUCUUCCACAAUACAACUUGGGAGAAAGCUUUUGUAGUGAUUGAAGUUGAGCUUGGAUUCAUGUAUGAUGUGCUCUAUACAAAGGCAAGUGUGACUUAUUGUAGAUGGGGCCACCUACUCCGCGCAGUGAGUUUAUCUUUCACAGUCUCAACAUCCAUAGCCUUCUUGCUCAUUAACAAGCAAGAGUACGCGACCAUUGAUUUGAUUAUAACAUUAUUGUUGCUGGUUGGUGCAAUUGUUCUAGAGAUGUAUGCCAUUAUUAUACUACUUUCCUCCGAUUGGACCAUGCUCUGGUUGAGUAAGCACAAAAAACCCCUCAAGGAUAGGGUUAAGAUGGAUCGAGCAAACAAGAGAUGGUCUAAUUCCAUGGCACAAUACAAUCUACUAAGUCUCUGCCUCAAAGAGAAGCCAAUCAAGUAUCUUGGACCAGUCCAGAGAUUGCCUUACAUUUGUGAAAUGUUGAAGAAGUAUCGCCUUGGUCAACAUGAAGGAAUUCUCUGGAGAUUCUCUCGUGUUUAUGAAAUGUUGGAGGAGCAUAGCUACAAGACUUCUGUGACUGUUUCCACUGAUUUGGAAAUAUUGAAUGAUUUGAAAGAAUUUAUCUUUGAACACCUUUCAGAUAAAUCAAAUAGUGCUAAGGAACAAUCAGAUGCCAAUGCAAUUUAUAAGCAAUUAUGUGCAGGUAGGGGGGAUCUGGUACUCAAGAAAGAGAAAUAUAAUUGUCAUAGUAUCCUUGGCUGGAGCGUUGAGGAAGACUUCGAACAGAGCAUUCUUCUCUGGCACAUUGCCACUGAUCUCUUGUAUCAUACCGAUAAUCAAGACCAAAAUCCAAGCUUGGAUAAAUGUCCAGAUUAUAAAGCUAUGUGCAAGUUGGUGUCAGACUACAUGUUGUAUCUUUUGGUCAUGCGCCCUUCCAUGCUUCCUGAUGGAAUUGGACAUAUGAGAUUUCGAGACAGCCGCGCUGAGGGCAUUCAGUUUUUUAAGGACAAAGCCAUCAUAGAAGGAAGAACCGAGGCUUGCCAAAAGUUACUUGAGGUGAACACUGAAGUUCCACCUCUGCAAGUGGAAGGAGAUAAAAGCAAGUCCAUGCUAUUCGAAGCCUGCAGGCUGGCUAAGUCUCUGCAAUCCCUGGAGAUAACUGAGAAAGAGAAAUGGGAGAUGAUGUGUGAUGUGUGGGUGGAGAUGCUGUGUUAUGCUGCAAGCCAGUGUGGAUGGAAUCAGCACGCCAAGCAGCUGAGGCGAGGAGGAGAGCUGCUCACCCAUGUGUGGCUUCUCAUGGCCCAUUUUGGUAUAAGUGAACAUUUCAAGAUUUCACAAGGCCACGCAAGGUCUGUGGUGGUUGUGACUUAGGAAUACUUGAUAGCUCUGGGACCCUUGUUGUGCUUCAACUUUUAAUUUAGCAAUUUUUAUUUUAAUGGUUUCUGGCAGUUUGUACUUGUUUGGAAACAUUUUCGAAAACCAUUAUGAAAAACACUUUA